Xyrauchen texanus (razorback sucker) is the source of this 6589-nucleotide messenger RNA. It is a transcript of the gene unc5b, whose product is annotated as unc-5 netrin receptor B. The transcript has 17 exons. Bases 104 to 2851 code for a protein of 915 amino acids. Lineage: Eukaryota; Metazoa; Chordata; Actinopteri; Cypriniformes; Catostomidae. Gene Ontology annotation, cellular component: membrane. Gene Ontology annotation, biological process: anterior/posterior axon guidance; netrin-activated signaling pathway. The record is from RefSeq and is a predicted model, not a curated record. Gene Ontology annotation, molecular function: netrin receptor activity; protein binding.
AGAAGGAUUAGGUGGAGGAGGUGACCGAGUGGCUUGACCAUGGAGUGCUGCUGGUAGAAAAGUGGGUGUGUCUUGGGGUCAGGCUAGAGUGCCUAAGGUCAAGAUGGAGGAGGGUGAUGGCAGUGAUUACAGCGAGGUUCUCCCAGAUUCAUUUCCGUCUGCCCCAGCUGAACCAUUGCCGGAGUUCCAGAGCGAGCCAGAGGAUGCCUUCAUUGUGAAAAACAGGCCUGUCAAACUCUCCUGCAAAGCUGCUCCUGCUACGCAGAUUUAUUUCAAAUGCAAUGGAGAAUGGGUGAACCAGAAUGACCAUGUCACCAAAGAGAGUCUUGACCCCAUCACAGGCCUGGUCAUGAGAGAAGUAGAUAUCUCUGUUUCCCGGAUGCAGGUAGAGGAGUUGUUUGGACUGGAGGAUUAUUGGUGCCAGUGUGUUGCCUGGAGCUCAGCAGGCACCACAAAGAGCCAGCGGGCGUACGUCCGUAUUGCCUAUCUAAGGAAGAAUUUUGAGCAGGAGCCACUCGGCAGGGAGGUGCGUCUGGAGCAGGAAGUGUUGCUACAGUGUCGUCCACCAGAGGGCAUCCCACCCGCUGAGGUGGACUGGCUGAAGAAUGAGGAGCUCAUUGACCCGGCUCUGGAUUCUAACUUUCUAAUUACCAUCGACCAUGACCUAAUCAUCAAGCAGGCUCGACUCUCUGAUACAGCUAACUACACCUGCGUGGCUCGCAAUGUGGUUGCUAAGCGACGCAGCAGCACUGCAACACUCAUCAUCUAUGUGAGUGGUGGCUGGUCAUCCUGGACAGAGUGGUCAGAGUGUAAUGCUCAGUGUGGGCGAGGCUGGCAGCGACGGACGCGCAGUUGCACCAAUCCAGCACCGCUCAAUGGAGGAGUGUUCUGUGAGGGCCCCCCAUUCCAGAGAGUCACCUGCACCACACUCUGUCCAGUGGACGGAGGUUGGACGGAGUGGGCCAAGUGGUCAGCUUGUGGGACAGAGUGCACACACUGGCGCAGCCGUGAGUGUCAGGCGCCCCAGCCACGUAACGGAGGACGCCACUGCAGCGGUAGUAUGAUGGAGAGCAAGAACUGCACAGAGGGACUGUGUGCCCGCAAUAAAAAGGUUUCUAUUGAACAUACAAGCCAUCUUCUAGGCUCUGGUGCUAGUAUAGCAGUGUAUGCUGGACUGGUGGGGGCUCUGCUACUCUGUGUGAUCCUUGUGUUGUGUGUGGGCAUCCUGGUCUAUCGCCGGAGCUGCCAUCAUCUCCACGGUGAAAUCACAGAUUCCUCGUCAGCCCUUACAGCUGCCUUCCACCCUGGCAAUUACAAACCACCACGACAGGAUAACCCCCAUCUACUGCAUCCGGCAGCCCCCCCUGACCUCACAGCCAGUGCCGGAACCUUCCGCGGGCCUCUUUUCUCUCUACAGCAGGCCACACUGGACUCUCAACACAAGAUCCCCAUGACCACAUCUCCUCUGCUGGACCCACUGCCUAGUCUGAAGAUAAAGGUGUACAACUCCUCCACCAUGUCCUCCCUCGAGCUGCCGACCGGCCCAGGCUCUAUGGAUGGAGAGAUCAUGAGCCUGAAGACAGUGGGCUCUGGAAUUAAAGAACUCUACGGGCACACUCUACCCAGGGAGCCUAGUCACAGUGCCAGUGCCACAAUGGGAUCCCUGGGUGGCCGUCUCACCAUCCCUAAUACAGGGGUGAGUCUGUUGGUUCCACCAGGGACAGUUCCUCAGGGAAAGUUCUACGAGAUGUAUCUCAUUAUCAUCAAAUGGGAGAAAACAACGUUACCAUCAGAUGGUAGUCAGACGGUGCUGAGUCCGGUGGUGAGCUGUGGACCCUCUGGUAUGCUGCUUAGCAGACCUGUGGUCCUCACUCUGCCCCACUGUGCCCAGCUUGAGCCCCCAGACUGGACCCUCACCCUCAAAAUGCAGAACCAUCAGGGGGCCUGGGAGGAGGUGCUAACUGUAGGAGAAGAGAGUUUGUCAUCACCCUGCUACAUACAGGUGGAGGAGCAGAGCUGUCAUAUACUGAUGGAGCAGCUGGGGACAUAUGGUCUAGUGGGGCAGUCGGCUCCCCCUCGGCCAGCCUGUAAGAGGCUGCAGCUAGUCUUGUUUGCUCCUCGGGCUCCGUGUCUCUCCCUGGAUUACAGCCUGAGAGUCUAUUGCAUACAGGACACCCCACAUGCCCUUAAGGAAGUGUUAGAGGUAGAGCAAAGUCUGGGUGGGGUUUUACUAGAGGAUCCCAAACUCCUCCUCUUUAAGGACAGUUACCACAACCUGCGGCUCUCAAUUCAUGACAUUCCUCAUUCUCAUUGGAGGAGUAAACUUCUGGCUAAGUAUCAGGAGAUCCCAUUCUAUCAUAUUUGGAGCGGGAGUCAGCGACCGCUGCAUUGCACCUUUAGUCUGGAGCGAGGAAGUUUGGUGGUUUCUCAGCUCACCUGCAAGAUCUGUGUCAGACAGGUGGAGGGAGAGGGACAGAUUUUCCAGCUCAACACUGACAUCCAAGAAACUUUGCCCCCCCACUCCCCACUGCCAGCAGGUGGCUCCUGUCUGCCUUCAUCUCAAGUGGGCACAUAUGCUUUCCGACUGCCCGUCUCCAUACGGCAGAAAAUUUGUGCCAGUCUGGAUGCCCCCAGUGCACGUGGCUGUGACUGGAGAAUGCUGGCUCGCAGCCUGGACUUUGACAGGUAUUUGAACUACUUUGCUACCAAACCCAGCCCCACAGGUGUGCUUCUAGACCUGUGGGAAGCUUGUCACCAGGGUGACGCAGACCUGGUCUCCCUGGCGACAGCUCUUGAAGAGAUGGGCAAGAGUGAGGUCUUGGUUGUCAUGACGACGGAUGGAGAUUGCUGAUUGGCAAAUCAAAAAGUGUGAAAUUGGGAUAUAUUUGCCACUUUAAACUUAGAAUUAAUGCAAGUGGAUGGAAAGAAUGAAACUGUGUAAGAUGCACAAACAAGGUUCCUGACCAUCCUUUCAACUUGCCUCUUACUUCGGUUCCAUUGCGAUCAUGCAGAAUCUCCCAAGGAUUACAACAUGGAUGAGCUGGGGUCCAGCAAUCUGAAUUAUCUUGAAGUAAUACAUACCUAUAUGAAGCAAACAGAACUAUACUGUAAUCAGACAACAGAGAUGUCAUAUGAAUUUGAAAAUUGUCACAAGAAUUGUCCGUCGUCUUCAGUGCAUUUGCUGGUGCGGUUAAAAAACACCAUGUGAGCAGCUUAUUAGUAGAUGACAGUUUCAUCAUACUGAUACACACUGAUUCACUGUUACAUGUGCAGAUACAAAUAGCGAGUGUGAGAGUACUGUACAUGAUCGAACAGCAUUGCACAUCAAGCCGCUGGCUUUGUUUCCUAGCGACCACUACAUGCUUAAAGACACUGAGAAUCGGUGUCCGGUAAAACAGCAGUGCGGCAAGCACCUCAGGAAAUGCACACAAUCAGAACUAUAGAUGAAAACACAGAUUUAAAAAAGGCUUGCCAAUAAGGAGCUAUGGUAAUCUGCACUAAAAUUAACAGUUAUUUUCAUAAUGGCAUAUGAUUUCACUUGAAACAAACCAGAUCAAUAUCAGACAAUGCUUAGAGUUGCUUCACUUGGACUUUGAAGCAUUAUUUUCUGUGUUUGUCUUUUGAAAUAGCAUACAGGAACGGAUUUCAGCAUUCUCGUUAGCAGAGGACCAGUUGUUUUGCUAUAUUACCUUCUUUCUCUGAUCAUGCUUCCAUUAGCCUCAUGUAUCUGGCUUUUCUUUAAAACAAUCUUCUAUUUGAUCCAUAAUUUGUAAUGCCGGAAAGCUUUCUGGUAAACUCAUAUUAGUUUCCUAUAGGGAACGGACAUUUAUAAGUUAUUAUCCCUAUUUGUGGAUCAUUGUUUUUCACUCUUCUACUAAUAGCUGCUGUUCUGUUCAUAAUCUUUGGUCUCAUUUGUUUUUAAAUUGCAUUGUUGCAUUGUCUCAGACUGAACAUAAUCAGGAUAGCAGAGAGCAGUAUAAACAAAGGAUAGUUCACCCAAAAAUGAAAAUUCUCUCAUCAUUUACUCACCCUCAUGCCAUCCCAGAUGUGUAAGAUAUUUUCUUCUGCUGAAUUUUAGCUCUGUAUUUCCUCACAAUGCAAGUGAAUGGUACCAACAUUUUUAAGGUCUAAAAUCCACAUAAAUGCAUCAUAAACAUAAUCCAUAUGGCUCUAGUGGUUAAAUCUAUAUCUUCAGAACCGAUGUGAUUGGCGUGGGUGAGAAACGGAUCCAUAUUUAAAACUUUUUUUACUAUAAAUUCUCCCUGCCCAGUUGGUGGCACUAUGCAUGAAUAAUGCGAAUCGUCGUAAACAAAAGAAAUAGAAUGUGAAAGGCCCCAUUUCCAACUUGUAUUAAGAUGAGUUUCGGGUGAUCCAAUCACAUGUGGUCAGCCCUAAAUGCAGGCCUAAACAGGGUCUAAAACAUCUUGCAAUCGGAUAACAGAAACCAUAUAAAAUGUGAUCAAAAAUGCAUGUGUCCAAAUGUACACAAUAAUCUGUCUUGUAUGCAUCCUGGCAGCAGUUAUGCACCACCCUCAACCAAAAAAAGUGUUUAAACUUUGCCGUUUACGAGCAAAUUUAAAAGGAGUCAGAUCGGAUUAAAAAGUGCGUACAUACACAGUCACGAGUGCUUCACAGAUCUUCUUUAGUGUGUAUGAUAUCAACACAGAUGACAAGCACGAACACCUGAAGCUCCUUUAAUACUGGUAAUCCUCUAAAAUAAUGGAUAAUUCAAACACAAGUGGUCACAGGAGAUGCAUUGAAGUGACCUGGUGAACUGUAAAAAGCGAUGUGUCUCACCUGACCACAUGGGAUCGGAUCGCACUAGAUGCAUCAUUAUAUCAAGGGAAAGUGGAGCAUAAUAUAAAAUAAUUAUCUGUUUUUCACCCUUCUGAAGUUAUAGAUUUAACCACUGGAGUAAUAUGGAUUACUUUUAUGCUGCCUUCAUCUCCUUUUAGAGCUUCCAAAUUGUAUGGACCUACACUGAGCUGAAAUAUUCUGCUAUAAAUCUUUGUUUGUGUUUAGCAGGAGAAAAAAGUCAUACAUAUCUGGGAUGGAAUGAGGGUGAGUAAAUGAUGAUCAUUUACAUUUUUGGGUAAUUUCUUUUAAGAUGUUUUGUGAUCACCUUUUCUAAAAAAAAAAAAACAAUAUAUGUGCAUCACAAGUGAAACUGGAUUAUUUUUGUACUUAAUUUUUUUAGGUUAAAGGUGCAGAUUUCACCCAAAAACAUAAAAUUCUGUCACUUUUUACUCUCCCUCUUAUUAUUUCAAACCUGUAUGACUUUCGAUCUUCCACAAACACAAAAGGAGAUGUUAGGCAUGUUAGUCUAAUUCAUAAGUUUCCAUGCAAUGAAAGUGAUCGGUGACUAAAGCUGCAAUUCGGCCAAAUAUCUACUUUUGUGUUCUUGGAAGAAAGAAAUUCAUGUGUAUGGAACAGCAUGAGGCAGAUUGAUGACAGAAUUUUCAGUUUUUGGUGAACUAUCCCUUUAAAUGUUCUUUGAUCCUCAUUGGGUAAGUGCUCUGCAAAUAUGCUGUGUUGUUUAAAUGAAAUUGCACGGGUGGCAGAAAGCCCUUUCCUGGGUUUGAUGCCAGUCUGUUGUGCUGUUUAAGUUAUAGUAGCCUUGAGAGGUUGUAUAAGUGCUCUGUUAAUUGCACUAUGACCCACUUUCUCCUUAUUAUUAGUUUUGACUUUUGGGUUUUAAUGGGUUCCCCUUGAGUAAGACUUCAAGCCAUGUCCUGGACUGCUUAUUAUCAAAAGUAAUGUAAUAUGUGCAGUGGACUUGAAAACAGUAUGCUUGGUUCACUUAUUUUAGUUUUUCUUGACCUUUUCUUCAAAUGUGUUCAAAUGUCUGGCAACAAACAAAAGGAAGCCUGCAGUAUCUGUCCAUGCCUUUAAAGGUGUGAAUUAAAUAACCGAGGUGUUUGUGUGUGUGUGAGAGAGAGAGAUAAUAGUAUGUGAGAGAUUGUGUUUGCGCUAACCUAUGAGUCACUACAGUGCUACGGUAUGAACAGGCUUCAUCAUAUGUUGUCACUCUUUUCCCAUUAAAGGAACUAUGCAAAUGCACAACAAAAGUGAAUCUGUGGCCGUCUUGAUGUCUUGUGUAUGAAGUACGUGGAAUGGGAUGCUGAUCACUGCUUUAACAAUGCUAAGGGGAAAUAGGACCUCUCAGCAGUAAUAAAUGCAAACAAAACUAUUUGUUUUGUAAUUGGUGGUCAGGGAUCCAUGACCUCCCAGUCAUUCCUCAACAACGAACAGUUUGUUCAGAGGAUUAUUUAUAACAUUCUACAGUACAUGCAAAAGACUGAAAAAAACAUUCAAAAUCCCUGAUGGCUUCAGAACUCUGAAACUUUAAUGUCCUUUAAAGCUCUGAAAUGUCUCCAAUCAUCUCUCACCCAGUGUUACUGUACAUGAAAAGGCCUUUGAGCAUUUCACAUGUGUGAAGCUGCUUUGGGUCUGCUUCUCUCUGGAUGAUAGUUGCUGUCCAAAGAUGCUCACUUGUGGCUGAACUUAAAUCUUUUUUUUUGUUGUUCAGAUGUCAUUUUAUAUGAAAGAGGAUGAAGUCAGGAGAGUUUUUUUUUUUUUUUUUCAUUUA